Messenger RNA from Rhopilema esculentum, 3865 nucleotides. Its product is annotated as bcl-2-related ovarian killer protein homolog B. Gene Ontology annotation, cellular component: mitochondrial outer membrane. The record is from RefSeq and is a predicted model, not a curated record. Gene Ontology annotation, biological process: extrinsic apoptotic signaling pathway in absence of ligand; regulation of apoptotic process; intrinsic apoptotic signaling pathway in response to DNA damage. Lineage: Eukaryota; Metazoa; Cnidaria; Scyphozoa; Rhizostomeae; Rhizostomatidae. Gene Ontology annotation, molecular function: BH domain binding.
UCAAUAACUCCAAGGCUCCGUCAUUGGUCCAGUCCUUUUGACUUUUUUGAACCACGCCCCCCUCUAUUCACUCACUUCCCCUAAAAGAGGCCACAACCUUCAAGACUUGAUCUGUUUUUGCUGUGACGUCAAUAUUAAUUGAGAAAGUGGACGUAGCCUUUGCAGUUUUGGUUAAGACAAUGUAAGUGUUAACGUCGGCCUGUCUUGUAAGGAGAGUUCUGGGUAGUUGUCUUGGCGAAAUCCACCUGCAAGUAGUUUAAAUCGCUUUUUAAAGCAUAUUUGCCCAGCCUCGUCGAGAACUAUUAUUGCAACCAACCAAUAGAAAGUGAGAGUUUUGAAAAGCAGCUGGUUCACGAGAAUAUGAUUUAGAUAUAGCUCAAAAUGAUGUUAUUUCAGAAUUGUUGGUUUUGCUUCGGAGAACUUGUUUACGAAAGUCUGCUACUUGGGAACCUCCUAGUAUCAAAGACAGUUUUGCAUUUGGGGAACGCCUGCUUAUAUAAAACUGGAAAAUGCCUUCAAAUUCUUCUUCAAGACCAAUCGCAAAGGAAACCCCUAACAAGCAAGCAAGCAAGGAGCUAGACCAAAAUCGAAUGGAAACAGUAAAAGAAGUUAAAAAGCCAUUAGGACAGAAUUCGAUCGAGGAAAUCACAGUUACGUCGCAACGGCUUUGCGAAGAUUACAUCCACGCACGGCUGCGUCGCUCCGGCAUUUCUGAUUUUGACAUCGCGUCGACUCUAGCGCAAACAGACUGCUCACUUAUGUUGCAGAGCAUGGGACAGAUUCUCGAACUGCGUUACCCAAAGCUCUUCAGUCAAAUAUCUGUGCAUUUGAGAGUGACAUACACCAACGAAGCUGUUGUUUGGGGGGCCUUUAAUAAGUUUGCCUCACACUUGUUCAUUGAUGGCAUCACGUGGGCGCGGAUCGUUGCGCUAUUUGCGUUCGCUGGUGGCUUGGCAGUCGAUUGCGCGGCGCAUGGAAGGGCGAUCUUUCUUGGUAGAAUCGGGUAUUGGCUUGCGGCGUUUAUUGCAAAAAAUCUUGCCAGAUGGAUACAAAAGCAUAAUGGCUGGCAUGGGUUUGUUAACCAUUUUUCUAAGCGGCAAAAGGCCCCAGAACCGAGGAUGGAUGACAGCAAACAUCACCCUUUCAAGAAAAUUAUCAGCUGGAUUUCACCAACCGUAUCUUAUGCUGCGUUGGUCACUGUGACAUCAUCAGUUGUUGUUGCUGCAGCCGCGUUUUUUACAAUUGCUUCUCCUGAACAGAACAAAAGUUAACGAGGCCAGAGCAAGGGUGAGGCUCAAGCAAGGCUUCAAAUUUGGUGGUGGUCCUAUCGCUUCAUUUUUGGUGCAGGCUAUUUCUGAACCAAUUUGAACAAUUGAUUUAUCGGCCAUGUAUAAUAAAGGUUUCCUCCAGACGUUUAACCUUGGGCAACCAAAUAACAUACAAUAAUAGUGGAGUUACAACGACUUGAAAUCAUUUUUCGAGGAUUUCGCUUUAAAUCGGCGAUUUGUUGCAAAAUUGUUGGACGAUUAACAACAAAAACAAUACAAACACUGAAUCCCGUGAUAAUGUUGAUUUUUGACGCUUGGUACACUUAUGACUAAACUGCAAAACAACUGAUAGACUUUUUGCAAUGUUAUUUUUAAAACAUAUAUUAGCAGAAGAACAACAAAGACGUAGCUUAGAGGGUGAGGCAUUUAAAUAAACAGGUUUUGAAACAGCAGCCUGAUGUUUUUCCAACUUGAUAUGCUCAGUUAUUUGAUGUUUGUUGUUUGGGAUUUCGGCAAUUAAACGAGUAGUUAAACUAAACAAAACAACUUAAAGGCAAUCUCUCACGACAUUGAUUGGUUAUAAGAACAAAGGGAUUUCUAUUGUUUCCAGUCCCCUUUUAAUUUAUCGCAUUGUAAAAAAUAUGGCGGAGUGCUGGAAUCGUGUUUAGGCUAUUGUUCCAGCUAUUGUUCUCGUUAACCAAUCCACAACGAGACAGAUUGCCUUUAAGAUAUAGGAAUAAACUAUAAUCAACGUGAUAUACAUAUAAAGCAACUUCGAGAGCACUGUUACUGCAAAUUUCGAUAUACAUCUUUUCGUUAAUUUUGGUAAUUGCUAUGUCAAAUCAACCACAUAAAAUUGACCGAGCCCAUUCUACCAGCAAGGAAAAUAUUAAACGUGUCAAUUUUCUUCAUUUUGGACGCUGAGUCAUGAAUCCUUGGUACCGGACUCAAAGUCAGCUUAGUUACAGUGCUUCGUGGCUCCGAGCCCCUCUGUAAGAGUUUCAUCUUUAAGACUAUGCAUCGUAAAUUCAUAAUCUUCACACAUUUUGCUGCCAUGCCUAUACGGCACUCAAAUAUUGAACAGUAUUCAAGUCCAGGUAUAAAAUCUCAAACGAUGAUGUCACACUGUGGUUUUAUUUUAUUUUUCCUUGAUCUUUCAUAUUUUCUUCGUCAUUUAAUUUUUUUAUAAUCAAAUUUUAGAUGACUAUCCCAAAAUGAAUCAUAACAUGAAUUUGAAAUAAGAAUAAUUAGAUUGAUACAGAUUUCAGUUUGUAGAACAAGCUCUUUGUAAUCCACUCUGGUGAGUUCUCUUGAAGCCUAAUCCAAGAAUGGGGAUAGCUUAAGUUUCUUGUACGAACAGAAUUUAAUCCUGUUCACUUGAAUCCUGUCCAAUCCUUGAUGUUUCCUUGAAUUUAUUGCAAGCCAAUCUCUUGCAGUUGCAGAAGUCAAUCCACUGUAUCUUAACCUUAGAUACAUUUCAUAAUUUUAACUUAGCUAUUUAUUUUAAGCAGAAAGUAAAUCCAAGACCACUUUCGAUGUAAAUUCACUACAAUUAUCGAACUUAAGUAGAUUAUACGUCUAACCAUUCAAUUGUUGUGCGAUUGUGAACAUAGUUUAUAUCAAUAUCUUCGUUGAUUUUAGAGAUUUCAUUAUUGAACACGAAAAUUUCGUAUAAGGUAUAUUUACAUGUGUUAUCAUCUCCAUAUGAGCGCUUGAUGAGAUUUUUUCAAUAUUUUUGGUAAGAAAUAAAGAUUCUAGUUGUCAGUAAUUUGUUGUCAGCCAGAUGCUCUUCUAGGGAAAGGAUAAGCAGCUUAGGUAAACAAUUUUUAGAAACACUUCACGGAGAGAUAUUGUUUCGAUACCCAAAACAAGUCAAAUGAUAUUUUUCAAAAUCUGACAGCGUUAGGGCUUGGCAAACACUUUUAACAAACCCAGGGCUCGAGAGGGGGAGGGGGUAGAGCCCACAGCCACUCUGCCCUUGUCUUCUCUGCCCGAGGUACUCUUUUCUCCAGCCAUGGUCCCUUCGAGACUGCAAAAAUGUGGAACAAAUCUAAUGCUGUAGUGCACAUCUGAUACAAGCGCAAACGUGACAGGGCAGUUACGUGCACUGCAAGCGAGGCGAGCAGAAAAUUUCUGCGGCCACGCCCUUAAAAUUAGCUUCAAGUACAUUUCAGAAUGUUAUUUGCAGUCGUUUGCCAUUUUUAGGCAUUCUUUGUUGCGUUUCGUUAAAAUUAAGUUCUUAAAUUGGAAUUCCUUGCUUUAAGAGGCCCCUAGACCUUGAAGCCCUGGGUCAGUUUGCCCCUCCUUGUCCUCCUCGGCGGCCCUGUUCACAUUCCACGCAUCUCUUCUACAGAGGCCUGUUUGUCCUGGGUUUUACAAACUCACUUGAAAGGGGUCCACCGGGGAAUUUCCUGUUGUUCUGCUUGGCCACAACGCCCCUGGCGUAUACUAUGAAAUGCUUUGAAACUAUCGAAAAUAAGAGGUUGUUAUGAAAGUUAGAGGUCAGCAAGGCCUAGAUUUUUUCAAAUAAAAUGGGAAACGUGGAUGGCAAAGGGCAAAUUCAAAACCCAUAACAAACGAUUUUAAAAGAGGCUCUU